This is a messenger RNA of Lontra canadensis (Northern American river otter), 666 nucleotides long. Its product is annotated as tropomyosin alpha-3 chain-like. Lineage: Eukaryota; Metazoa; Chordata; Mammalia; Carnivora; Mustelidae. Gene Ontology annotation, molecular function: actin filament binding. Gene Ontology annotation, cellular component: actin filament. The transcript has 3 exons. Gene Ontology annotation, biological process: actin filament organization; muscle contraction. The record is from RefSeq and is a predicted model, not a curated record. Bases 1 to 636 code for a protein of 211 amino acids.
AUGUUAGAUGUGAAAUUCUUGUUGAAUUUAGAUGGAAUUACAGCAGGAACAGCUGACUAUGGGGAUGAUACCGUUGUGUUUGAGACACUAGACAUACAGCCGGAAGAACGAGGCAAGGAAGAUGUCCCAGAGGAAGUGACGCUGGUUCUCAAGCCUUUUCAGACCUGCGUGGGAACCAGGCUGUUCUUGCAGAAACCUCAUUAUGUGAUAAAUGUAGAGGUAAAUCUACAAUCCAAGCACACUGCAGAAGAGGCAGAUAGGAAGUAUGAAGAGGUGGCUCGGAAGCUGGUGAUUAUGGAGGGGGACUUGGAACGCACAGAGGAACGAGCUGAGCUGGCAGAGUCCCGUUGCCGGGAGAUGGAUGAGCAGAUCAGGCUGAUGGACCAGAACCUCAAGUGUCUGAGUGCUGCUGAAGAAAAGUACUCACAAAAGGAGGACAAAUACGAGGAAGAGAUAAAGAUUCUCACGGAUAAACUCAAGGAGGCAGAGUCCCGUGCUGAGUCUGCUGAGCGAUCGGUAGCGAAGCUGGAGAAGACAAUUGAUGAUUUGGAAGAUAAGCUGAAAUGUACCAAAGAGGAGCAUCUGUGCACACAGAGGAUGCUGGACCAGACUCUGCUGGACCUGAAUGAGAUGUAGACCCGCCAUCCCACCCGCAGCUGCUCCUCC